GCGGACGCCGGACGCGCGAGCCAGAAAAAGUCGGUUGGGUCGUAAAACAACCCCAGGCCGAUGGUGGCGGCCCGCGGCGGGCGGACUACAACAAUGGCGCAAACGCUCCGAAACCAAAUCUGAAAUCGCCGAGAAUCUAAGAUAGACAUAAACGCGUAAUACGCAGGUAUCAAGUGAUAUCCAGUCCACGCCAGGCAAAGGAACACUACAAGCGUAAGAAAGAACAGACUGCGACGGCUCCAGACAUAUUAAUGCGGUUAUCGGUCAUAAAAUACGCAUCGCGUCGCCAGUUUACUUUUGCUUCCGAAAGUUCGCGCUGAGCGUGUUUGGAGCCGCUGCGAGCGCGCGACGCGCGUGUGUAUCGCACAUAUUACAAGGGGUUAUAAGCGGCAGCGAGUAGUCGCAAUCACACACGUACACUGUACAGUCAGCAUAGCAGCAGCGCGAGCCGCGAGCAGUGACUUGGAGACUCGGAGGAGGUGCGCGCGCGAGAGCUACAAGAGCCGCCAGUGAGAGCCAUGACCUCGCCGUCCAAGAAGGUGAAGAAGCUCGAGGAGUCGAGCGACGGUGACGGUGCCGCCGACGGCCGGGACUACGACGUCGAGAUCCAGAAGGCCCUCGAGGAGAUCGACGGCUGCCAGAACCAGAUAGACGGUCUCAACGAGAAGGCCAGCGACGAGAUACUCGAGGUCGAGAAGAAGUACAACAAGCUGCGCAAGCCCUACUUCCAGAAGCGCAACGACAUCAUCAAGAGGAUACCCAACUUCUGGGUGACGGCCUUUGUCAACAAUAAAAAAAUAGCUGAUAUUCUGGAGGAAGAAGAGGAAGAUGCCUUGCGUUAUCUGAAUAAACUCGAAGUAGAAGAGUUUGAGGAUAUCAAAUCUGGCUACAGAAUCAAAUUUUAUUUCGAUGAAAAUCCAUACUUUGAGAACGAUGUGCUUGUCAAGGAAUUCCACCUUGGUUCGUCUGGUGACCCGGCAUCCCAGAGCACGAAUAUCAUCUGGAAGGAUGGUGCUGAUUUAUCGAAACGAGGAAAGGCUAAGGCCGACAUAAAAGGAAGGAAAAGGCCUUUGGGACAUCGAUCAUUCUUUGAUUGGUUCACGGAUCAUGGAGAUCCAAGCUCAGAUGAAAUUGCUGAACUAAUAAAAGAUGACCUCUGGCCAAAUCCUCUACAGUAUUACUUGGCACCGGAUAUGGAAAUUGAGAAUGGUAUUGAAGGUGAUGGCGAUGAAGUAGACAGUGAAGAGGAAGAAGAAGAGGAUGAAGAUGGUGUCGAUGAAGAUGGAGAUGAAAUAGGCGAAGGUGAAGAAGGUGAUGAUAGUGUAGAAAUCAUGGAAGAUGCGGGGGAGGAAGAAGAAGAUGAUGAAGAUGCUGCUAAUGAAAACGAUGGUGUGCAUGAUGAAGAAGAUUUUUUGGUAGAAGAUGAAGGUGAACGAGAGGAACGAGAAGGUGAACCUUUAGAUGGAGAAGAACCUGAAUAAGAAAUUUCUUCUAUAAUUUUAUCGAUUGGCGUGGAAUCAUAAAAGGACAAUCGUUGAACAGAAAUUUCUUAAAUGAAAUUCAAAUUGUGAAAAAUUGCCUGGAGCUUCCAUCACUGUAUUAACGAUUAAUGUUAGUUUAGUUAUAAGUGCUCAUAGCUCUCAGGCAGACGCAAUUUAUGAGUAUCAGAUCCAUCAGCUGUCGAUUAUCCUAAAAAAAAAUGUUAGAUCAUCGCGAUAGGCAGCGCCUCUUUACAAGAUGCAACGCUGGUCGGUUAAAAAAGAAACUAAACUAACAAAAAUUCUUACAUUAAUUUUUAACAUUAAGAUAGGUUUAAGAGCGCCGAGCUUCCAAGAAGAAGUUCUACAUUGUCGUUUUUUGUAUUCCUUUAUUUGUAAGUCGAUAUUGUAAAUAGUGACAACGCACGAUUUGACAUUUUUGUCGAGAUCCUUCGCCCCUCUUGAAUCCCGCAUCACUCGAAAGAUUUUCUACACCUGAUCAAUUUCUCCUUAAAACAAAUUCUACAAUCCGAACCAUUAAAUGUACGUUUUAUCUUUCUACUUUUUAAUCGACUGCUAAGGGCCUCUUACAUUCUAUCCCGUUUACAACUGGUCUUUGUAAAAUUAAUUGAUUCAUGAUAUAAUAUUGACAAAAAGUCCAAGUAAUGAAUUAUUUACUUCAAAGUGGUCUUAAAUCGCUUAGUAAAUUAUUUUGCGACUCUGAAGUCGCGAUUUUAUAUAUUUUAAAAUUCGAAUGGUCGAUGUUUUUUAAAACGCGUUUUAAAAAAAUGUAAGAAAACUGUCAUUUUCACAAAUAAAUUGUCAUUUUCAAAU
Messenger RNA from Nasonia vitripennis (jewel wasp), 2312 nucleotides. RefSeq names its product protein SET (gene Set). Gene Ontology annotation, cellular component: chromatin; nucleus. The transcript is spliced from 5 exons. Gene Ontology annotation, biological process: nucleosome assembly. The record is from RefSeq and is a predicted model, not a curated record. Gene Ontology annotation, molecular function: chromatin binding; histone binding. The coding region runs from base 519 to 1481 and encodes 320 amino acids. NCBI's taxonomy places the organism in Eukaryota, Metazoa, Arthropoda, Insecta, Hymenoptera, Pteromalidae.